This is a messenger RNA of Lineus longissimus, 845 nucleotides long. RefSeq names its product brevican core protein-like. NCBI's taxonomy places the organism in Eukaryota, Metazoa, Nemertea, Pilidiophora, Heteronemertea, Lineidae. The transcript is spliced from 4 exons. Gene Ontology annotation, biological process: cell adhesion. Gene Ontology annotation, molecular function: hyaluronic acid binding. The coding region runs from base 119 to 775 and encodes 218 amino acids. The record is from RefSeq and is a predicted model, not a curated record.
UGAAUCUCCCGUUAACUGUUCCGUCGUUUUCAGUAUAAAUGCCGUAUGGGAACACUCAUCAUCACAAAUACGAUACAGAAGUUGUAUUUCACGCUCGGUCUCGAAUAAAGUCCUGGCAAUGAACAUGAAGAUUUUAGCCGUGUUUAUGGUGAUUGCGGCUGCGUCCAACGUGGCGAUGGCGUUUGAUGUGAGCGUCCCUGUCAUUAAUUUGGUGCAAUCAUCCAGAGGUCGUUACCAAAUCAAAAACCUUGCCGAAGCCCAGCAAGUAUGCAAGGCAUAUGCCCCAGGGAUGCGGGUUGCCACUCCCGCUGAGCUGAUGGCAGCUUUCAAAAUAGGCUACGAAAGGUGCAGCUGUGGAUACCUCUCGGACGGGAGGGCUAGUUAUGUUAUGCAGAAGUGGAGGCCCGGGUGUGCUGGCCGUGGAUUCACUAUAUGCGGAUACAGAGGAAGCUAUAACACCUACUGCACCACCGGAAGUCCUAUCCUGUCCGUAGAGAAAUAUGGCCGUCGAUACAACGUCCGAAGUCUCGCCGAUGCCGAUGCUACUUGCAAGAAAUAUGAUGGUAUGCAAGUAGCCACGUACGACCAGGUCAACACAGCCAGGACUAAAGACAACUACGAAAAAUGCGCGUGUGGGUACAUGAAGACCAGCUCAGGAAGGCCAUUCGUAGGCUAUCCGAUGCUGAAAUGGAGAAAAGGAUGCGCUGGUGCAGGCAUGGCCAAUUGCCGAACCAUAUUUGGCAACGUUUUCUGCGUCAAUCCUUGGAACGCAUAAUGAGUUAUCCCGAUUUCUGGUAAUUCAAUGUAGCAGUGAAUCUUGCCAAUAAAGUUUCUAUCUGAUCAAA